Arxiozyma heterogenica is the source of this 891-nucleotide messenger RNA. It is a transcript of the gene RPL5, whose product is annotated as 60S ribosomal protein uL18 RPL5. The record is from RefSeq and is a predicted model, not a curated record. Lineage: Eukaryota; Fungi; Ascomycota; Saccharomycetes; Saccharomycetales; Saccharomycetaceae. Gene Ontology annotation, biological process: ribosomal large subunit assembly; translation. The transcript has a single exon. Gene Ontology annotation, cellular component: cytosolic large ribosomal subunit; ribosome. Gene Ontology annotation, molecular function: 5S rRNA binding; structural constituent of ribosome. The coding region runs from base 1 to 891 and encodes 296 amino acids.
AUGUUUAUUGAACAAGUCAAGAACUCUGCCUACCACUCUCGUUUCCAAACCCCAUUCAGAAGAAGAAGAGAAGGUAAGACUGACUACUACCAAAGAAAGAGACUAGUCGCUCAACACAAGGCUAAGUACAACUCUCCAAAGUACAGAUUAGUUGUCAGAUUCACCAACAAGGACAUCAUUUGUCAAAUUGUCUCUUCCACCAUCACUGGUGAUGUUGUCUUGGCCGCUGCUUACUCUCACGAAUUACCAAGAUACGGUAUUACUCAUGGUUUAACUAACUGGUCUGCUGCUUAUGCCACUGGUUUAUUAAUUGCCAGAAGAACUUUACAAAAGUUAGGUUUGGAUGAAACCUACAAGGGUGUCGAAGAAGUUGAAGGUGAAUACCAAUUAACUGAAGCCGUUGAAGACGGUCCAAGACCAUUCAAGGUCUUCUUAGAUGUUGGUUUACAAAGAACCACUACUGGUGCCAGAGUUUUCGGUGCCUUAAAGGGUGCUUCCGAUGGUGGUUUAUACAUUCCACACUCUGAAAACAGAUUCCCAGGUUGGGAUUUCGAGUCCGAAGAAUUAGACACUGACUUAUUAAGAAACUACAUCUUCGGUGGUCACGUUGCUGAAUACAUGGAAGAAUUAGCUGAUGAUGAUGAAGAAAGAUUUGCUGAAUUAUUCAAGGGUUACAUUGCUGAUGACAUCGAUGCUGACUCCUUAGAAGAAAUUUACGCUUCCGCUCACGAAGCUAUUAGAGCUGACCCAUCUUUCAAGCCAACUGAAAAGAAAUUCACCAAGGAACAAUAUGCUGCUGAAUCUAAGAAAUACAAGCAAGCUAAAUUGACCAAGGAAGAAAGAGCUGCUCGUGUUGCUGCCAAGAUUGCUGCUUUGGCUGGUUCUGCUUAA